GCCAGGUGGGGAUGUCACGUUACAUCAAAGCCAGGUGGUCCUUCCCACCCCGAGCGCUCGUCCCCUCCUGUCCGGACGCCAGGAUGGACUACGUCUCCCAGAAGCCCCUGCGGCGUGGGCGCAAUCAAGGAGGGAGACUUGAAGGUGUGGCUACACCUGCCCGAGGCCACCACUUAGGCGGAGUCCAGCCGAGACCUGGAGCAGCACGUUUCUUUCCUAGCUCUGAGACUCCUGAGGCCACAUCUGCCCUUUGUCCCGACCCCCUGGAGCCCUGCUUUCCUGGAAAUACGAAUGAGCUGCGAGGUCUCGCCCUGAACCCAGUGACCGAGGAGGUCCAAUACAUCGACACAAGGCCAACCCUGUGGGCAGAGGCCGAAUCGCUGCUGGAACCCUGGGCCAACGUGACGCUGACAUGCCAGAGCCCCUUGUGGACCCUGGAGUUCCAGCUCUUCAAGGAUGGACUGGCCCAGGGACUGGUGCACCUGGAUUCACCUGCCACCGAGUACAGAUUUCCGCUGGGAGCAGUGACCGGUGACACCCGGGGCCUCUACCGCUGCCACUACAGCACGGACAGUGGGAGGAGCAGCCUGAGCAACCUCGUGGAGGUGACUGGAGCAGAGCCCCUGCCCCCACCCUUGCUCUCAACCAAACCCGUGCCCUGGAUCACACCGGGCCUGAACACGAGACUUCUGUGCCUCGGGGGACUUCGCGGUGUGACCUUCCUGCUGAGGCGGGAAGGUGAUGACAAGUUUCUGGAGGUGGCUGAGGCCCCAAAGGACAGGCAGGCCACCUUCCCAGUCCACCGGGCUGGCAUCUACAGCUGCAGCUACCGGACCCACGCAUCAGGCGCCCCCUCGGAGCCCAGUGCCACUGUGACCAUAGAGGAGCUGGCCACGCCGCCGCCACCCAAGCUGACUCUGAAUGGCGGGUUUGCCGGGCUCCUACGCCCCGGCUCGAGCGCGACUCUCACCUGCGUGGCGCCCCUGAGCGGGGUGCACUUCCAGCUGCGGCGGGGCGAGGACGUGCUGCAGGUACCCAUGGCCAGUACCAGCCCAGACCGCAUCUUCUUCCAGCUGAACACGCUGGCCCCAGGAGACGGCGGUGUCUACACGUGCCGCUACCGGCUGCCAGAGGAGCUAGCGCUCUGGUCCUUGGACAGCGCGCCCGCCGAGCUGGUGCUGAGCGAUGGGACGCUCCCGGCGCCGGAGCUGUCGGCCGAGCCCGCGACUCUGAGUCCCGAGCCGGGGACGCUGGUGCAGCUGCGGUGCCGGGCCCCCCGCGCCGGCGUGCGCUUCUUCCUGGUGCGCGAGGGCGCGGGGCAGCGCCGGGUGCACGGUCUCUUGAGCCCCGCGGGGACGGAGGCCCACUUUGAGCUGCGCGACGUCUCGGCGGUCGACUCGGCCAACUACAGCUGCGUCUACACAGACACGGCGCCGCCCUUCGCGGGCUCCGCGCCCAGCGCGCCCGUGGAGCUGCGCGUGGACGGACCCCUGCCCAAGCCGCGGCUCCGGGCCCUGUGGACGGGGGCCGUGACUCCGGGCCGCGAUGCUGUCCUACGCUGCGAGGGCCACGUGCCCGACGUCUCCUUCCUGCUGCUACGGUCCGGCGAAGAGGAGCCCUCGGCGGUGGCCUGGACCACCGACCCCUCCGCGGACCUCGUGCUGACCUACGUGGGGCCCCAACACGCCGGCAACUACAGCUGCGGCUACCGCUCCAACUGGGCCCACUCCCUGCUGUCCCAGCUCAGCGACCCGGUGGAGCUCCAGGUGGCAGGUGGAGCUCGGUUCCGUGGGCGCAUCGAGGCUCCCGGCCUUUGCCCGGAUUCUACCCUCCUACAGGGGUGCCCUUUCCCGCACCUCCUCCCAGCACUAACACUGGCCUAGUCUGCUGGGUGCGUGGGGGGGAAUUGCAGGCAGGGAACCACAUAGGCAAAGGCCCUAAAGCAGAGAGUGGCCUGGCCAGCUGGAGCACCUGUAGGGAGGCCCAGGUGUGUGUGUGUGGUGGGGGGGUCUUAGCUGGCAGCUGACCAAGCCACUUCCUUCCUGGGGGGUCUCAGUGAGGUCUGCUCUGACUCACCAGGGAGCCUCCUUUCCCUAGCAUUUCUCUUCUGUCAAAUUUGUCUAGGAAGCUGAUUCGGCUGCAGACCCAGGCUGCUGAUGGUAUCCUUGGGAAGUCCUUUCUCCAGUCUGGCUCUGAUCCCUCUUCCUGCAGCUGGA
Molecule: messenger RNA, 2216 nt
Organism: Lagenorhynchus albirostris (white-beaked dolphin)
Lineage: Eukaryota; Metazoa; Chordata; Mammalia; Artiodactyla; Delphinidae
Gene: A1BG
Product: alpha-1-B glycoprotein
Exons: 8
Coding region: 12-1883 (623 amino acids)
Cellular component (GO): plasma membrane
Source: RefSeq, a predicted model, not a curated record